This is a messenger RNA of Cylindrotheca closterium, 1620 nucleotides long. Lineage: Eukaryota; Bacillariophyta; Bacillariophyceae; Bacillariales; Bacillariaceae. The record is from the annotation of a GenBank genome assembly.
AUGACGAUGACAAAGUGGUGUCUCUUCAUUUUAUUGUCAUGGCAACUAUAUCCGACAGAGUCCACUGGAUCCAAUACAUCACAGAUCCACCAAGCUCCAACAAGAGAAGAAGAAGACUUCCAAAAUCAUCAUGAUCAUGACUACAACGUCACGGAAUAUUGGUUCAACUGCACGAUUGACCACUUUAAUUUUCGACCCACCACGGUUCCCACCUUUGGACUGCGCUAUUUUGUCAAUGACGAUUAUUAUACACCCAAUGGUCCUGUCUUUUUCUAUGCCGGAAACGAGGCCGACAUUUUGCAAUUUGUCAAGAACAGCGGAUUCAUGUUCGAGGCGGCCCAAGAGUUUGGAGCUAUGGUGGUCUUUGCGGAGCAUCGGUAUUAUGGAAAGAGCAAUCCAUUUGGCGAUGAAUAUGCUUUAGGAAAAGGUUACAAUAUUUCCUUUUUGAGUGUGGAACAAGCCAUGCAAGAUUACAACCAGCUCAAUCUACACAUGCGACGAAAAUGGAAGAUGCCAGCGGGCUUGUCAACUCCCUUUAUUGUAUUUGGUGGUAGUUAUGGAGGCAAUCUUGCCUUGUGGAUGCGUCUCAAGAAUCCAAAUUUGUGGGCAGGUGCCGUUGCAUCGUCCGUGACACCACUCAAGCAUUUGCUCCGAGAAACCAAUGGAUUCACCAGAAUUGAAACGGAAGCCUAUGGGAAUGUGUCCAAGGAAUGCCCCGAUCUAGUCCGACAAGGAUGGAAGGAGUUAUACGAAUUGGCAAAGGAAGAUCCAGGCAAAGAAGUAAUCGCUGAAGCAUUGCACCUUUGUGACAAACACCAUGUGAAUCCUUCCAACAUUCACGGUUGGAUUUCCGGUGCUCUGGAAACCAUGGUUCAGUAUGGAUAUCCUUAUCCGACAAACUUUUACAAUCCUGUUCCUGGAUAUCCAUUCAAAGUUGCUUGUGAGAAUAUGAUAAAGGGUGAAACAGGUCUAGGGGCCUUGUAUGCUGCAGCUGCCAUUUACUACAACUAUACUGGUCAAGCUGGAGAUUGCUUUGAUUUUGGAUCCAUCCUAGAAGCAUCCCGGAAGCAUUGGAAGCGACAUGGUCGUUUCGACUAUUUGGCCAAAAUCACUACUGAUAUGGGGAAUAAUGCUAUGGAUGAUAUGAGCACUUUAAUGAAGGGCCGCAUUUUGACGUCCCUACAGGAUGCCACGGACCAUGCAUGGGGAUAUCAAACCUGCACCGAAGUCUACCAACCCAUGCCCACUGAUGGGGUAACAGAUUUUGAGCUUCCCUACCAACCCGAUCAAGAGUCCUACUUUGCAAACUGUCAAGAAACUUGGGGUGUGACUCCCCGACCGAAUUGGGAAGAAAUGUACUUUAUGGGGAUUGACAUUGGCAGUGGAUCCAACAUUUUCAUUACGAAUGGACAAGUGGAUCCUUGGCGGGCGGCGGGGAUUACGGAGUUGCCCAAGGGAUCCAAUCCUUCGAUUGUCACUCGCACGAUUGCCAUGGGUGCCCAUCACUUUGAUCUCCGAGGCGCACAUCCAAUGGAUCCACCAGCAGUAACAGCUGUACGAAACGAAGAAAAGGAGCAUAUGAGAAAGUGGAUUGCCGAGUGGGCAGAGAACCAUAGCUAG